AUGGCGACCAACGGCGGUGAAUUCGUCUUUUACCACUACACCCCGUCCGUCGCGGCGGCCGCCAUCUUCACCGUCCUCUUCCUAGGUUCGGGCGCGUGGCACGUGAAGCAGCUCGUUUCCGCACGUGUCUGGUACUUUAUCCCCUUCGUCAUCGGGUGUGUCUUCGAGGGUAUCGGAUACAUAGGACGCAUAUUAUCAUGGGCGGAACGACCCGAUUACACGAAAAACCCCUACAUCAUCCAGUCCAUGAUGCUUCUCCUCCCGCCCGCCCUCUUUGCCGCUUCCAUCUACAUGAUCCUCGGCCGCUUGAUCGUGCGCCUCGAAGCCGACGCCCUGUCCAUUAUCCGCCCUCGCUGGCUGACCAAAUUCUUCAUCUUUGGUGACGUCUUGUCGUUUUGUGCUCAAGGAGGAGGUGGUGGCAUGCUCGCAACAGCCAAAAGCAAGGACGACUCCGCCGCGGCGAGCAAAUCAUCCUCGGCGGCCUCGGCAUCCAGAUCCUCUUCUUCGGCUUCUUCAUCGUCGUCUCCUGCAUCUUCCACCUCCGCAUCCGCCGCCGCCCCACCCCCGCUCCCGCACCCUCUCCACCCCUGGCGCGGCCUCCUCUACGCCCUCUACGCCUCCAGCAUCCUCAUCAUGAUCCGUUCCGUGUUUCGCAUCAUCGAGUACGUCAUGGGCUCCGACGGCGAGCUGCUCUCCAAGGAAGUCUACCUCUACGUCUUCGACGCCGUGCCCAUGCUGGCCGUGUGCAUCAUGUUCAACUGGUUCCACCCCAGCCGCGUCAUUAGCUCGCAUGCUGCCGACAAGGAGCCCAUCACCUCGGUCACCAGCCUCGAGGUCCUUGGCAUUGACCCCGAGGACCCAGAGUCCGCCAGGCGCAAGUCGAAGCAGUGGAACAGCACGCCUCUGGUCAAUUCCCCACAGAGCCCUCCCCACUCUAGUGGCCACAACCAGAGACAGCAUCAGAAUUACCAGCAAUACAACCAAGAAUACUCUUCCCAGUAUAGGUAG
Parascedosporium putredinis is the source of this 1008-nucleotide messenger RNA. Lineage: Eukaryota; Fungi; Ascomycota; Sordariomycetes; Microascales; Microascaceae. The record is from the annotation of a GenBank genome assembly.